Messenger RNA from Mercurialis annua (annual mercury), 1714 nucleotides. RefSeq names its product protein disulfide isomerase-like 5-4. The transcript has 15 exons. The record is from RefSeq and is a predicted model, not a curated record. Lineage: Eukaryota; Viridiplantae; Streptophyta; Magnoliopsida; Malpighiales; Euphorbiaceae. Gene Ontology annotation, cellular component: endoplasmic reticulum; COPII-coated ER to Golgi transport vesicle. Bases 182 to 1618 code for a protein of 478 amino acids.
UAGAGCAACUAUGGAAACAAAAAUAAAAAAAUAACCAAAAAAGAUUCCGAAUAAAACGCAGAGUCAGUGGCGCAUAAACAAAAAAAAAAAAAAACGAAACGCGGGAGACAUUUCGCGAAUCGUUCACCUACUCAUAACUCAGUAACAGAUCUGUAGAGUGUAAUCUAAUUCUGAAUCAGCUAUGGUUUCUUCUCACAAGCUCAAAUCCGUCGAUUUUUACAGGAAAAUUCCAAGAGAUUUGACCGAGGCAUCAUUAUCUGGUGCAGGAUUAUCAAUUAUAGCAGCUUUAUCCAUGGUUUUUUUAUUUGGCAUGGAAUUGAAUAAUUAUUUAGCAGUCAGCACUUCUACAUCUGUUAUUGUUGAUAAGAGUUCUGAUGGGGAUUUUCUACGGAUGGAUUUUAAUCUAAGCUUUCCUUCUCUUUCAUGCGAAUUUGCAUCAGUUGAUGUCAGCGACGUGUUGGGAACUAACAGAGUGAAUAUAAGCAAAACAAUCCGCAAAUUUUCGAUCGAUCAUCAUUUAAAUCCUACAGGCUCUGAGUUUCACACAGGACCAAUUAUGCAUCACAUUAAGCAUGGAGAUGAGUUUGAAGGAGAUGUUUCUGAUGGAGCUGUGUCGCUUAACUCUCGUAAUUUUGAUCAUUAUGCUCAUCAGUAUCCUAUUUUGGUUGUCAACUUCUUUGCUCCUUGGUGCUACUGGAGUAAUCGUCUGAAACCUUCAUGGGAAAGUGCUGCUAAAAUAAUUAGAGAAAGAUAUGAUCCAGAAAUGGACGGGCGUAUUAUUAUGGCAAAUGUUGACUGCACUUCUGAAGCUGACUUGUGUAAGAGGAAUCACAUACAGGGAUAUCCCUCCAUUCGCAUAUUCCGUAAAGGAAGUGAUCUUAAGGAUGACCAUGGACACCAUGAUCAUGAAUCUUAUUAUGGAGAUCGCGAUACAGAUAGCCUGGUUAAGACAAUGGAAAGUUUGGUUGCACCUAUCCAGGUGGAAUCUCAUAAACCUGAAAACGCGACAGAGAGUACAAAAAGACCAGCACCUUUGACAGGAGGAUGCAGAAUUGAAGGAUAUGUGCGUGUUAAGAAGGUGCCAGGAAACCUCAUUAUUUCAGCUCGUUCAGGGGCGCAUUCAUUUGAUCCUUCACAAAUGAACCUGUCACAUGUCAUUUCCCAUCUUUCAUUUGGCAUGAAGGCUUUACCCAAUGUGAUGAUUGAGGCAAAGCGACUGAUACCUUAUAUUGGGGGAAGUCAUGACAAGUUGAACGGGCGGUCAUUCAUAAAUCAUCGCGAUGUGGAUGCCAAUGUUACUAUUGAGCAUUACCUUCAAGUGGUUAAAACAGAGGUGAUUACAAGACGAUCUUCUCGCGAAGUUAAGUUACUCGACCAGUACGAAUACACAGCUCACAGUAGUUUGGUGCAGAGUGUGUACAUACCUGUUGCAAAAUUCCAUUUUGAGCUCUCUCCAAUGCAGGUCCUCAUUACAGAAAAUCCCAAGUCCUUCUCUCAUUUUAUCACCAAUGUAUGCGCCAUAAUUGGAGGUGUUUUUACGGUUGCAGGGAUAUUGGAUUCAAUUUUUCACCAGACACUAACGAUGAUGAAAAAAAUCGAGUUAGGGAAGAAUUUUUGAUAGGAAGAUAAAAUUUGUAGAUGUAUAAAAAAUUUAAAAUGUUUUAAUACUCCAUCUGUUAUUGAGGAUUAGUAAAAACAGUUGCAAUUUUUCUUA